AUGAGGCGGAAGCAGGGCCGUGGACCCACAUGCACAGCCCUGAAUCAGGCCUUCCACGUGCAAGCUGAGACCCCUCUGACUGGCUCCGAUCUGGCUGUGGACAGGGACACUUCACAGGCUGUCGUGGAGGUGCAGGGAGUGAAUCCACAUACACUGCUUAGCUCAUGGCAAACGAGGGAGCAGGAGACACCCCCUGACUUCUUUUAUUUCUCUGACUAUGAGAGGCACAACGCAGAGAUCGCUGCCUUCCACCUGGACAGGAUCCUGGACUUCCGCCGGGUCCCCCCCGUGGCCGGCAGGAUGGUCAACAUGACGAAGGAGAUCCGGGAUGUGACGAGGGACAAGAAGCUGUGGAGGACCUUCUUCAUCUCCCCAGCCAACAACAUCUGCUUCUAUGGCGAGUGUUCCUACUACUGCUCCACGGAGCAUGCCCUGUGCGGGAAGCCGGACCAGAUCGAGGGCUCGCUGGCAGCCUUCCUGCCAGACCUGUCCCUGGCCAAGAGGAAGACGUGGAGGAACCCCUGGCGACGCUCAUACCACAAGCGCAAGAAGGCAGAGUGGGAAGUGGACCCCGACUACUGUGAGGAGGUGAAGCAGACACCCCCCUAUGACAGCAGCCAUCGUGUCCUGGACAUCAUGGACAUGACCAUUUUUGACUUCCUCAUGGGGAACAUGGACCGCCAUCACUAUGAGACUUUUGAGAAGUUUGGGAACGAGACAUUUAUCAUCCACUUAGACAAUGGGAGAGGGUUUGGGAAACACUCCCACGAUGAGCUGUCCAUUCUGGUGCCUUUACAGCAAUGCUGCAGGGUCAGGAAGUCCACCUACCUUCGGUUGCAGCUCCUGGCCAAGGAGGAGUACCGGCUGAGCCUGAUGAUGGCGGAGUCCCUGCAUAAGGACCGGGUGGCCCCCGUCUUGUACCGGCCACAUCUAGAGGCCCUGGACCGGCGGCUGCGCAUCGUGCUGCAGGCCAUCAGGGACUGCGUGGAGAAGGAUGGGCCCCAUAGCGUGGUGGAGGAUGACCUGGACCCUGAGCACAGAGUCCCCCCCGGCAGGUAGUGACCAAGAGCCGCCAGCCUGCCAUGGAAGAAGGACAGGCGCACCCACGCUGUGAAUUCAGUGACUUCAGGAAGGACGGGCCACUCCUGGAGUCAGGAACCGCGGGAAUGUGAGCUCCUUCGGCAGUGGGUCCGACAGGACUCACUGUAUUCGCUUUCGAGACCGGAGAAGGUUGGGGAGGGGCGCUCUGUGCUCAUGGACGAGGCAGCCUGGCGGCAGGGUCAACCCACCCUUUUUGUAUGGAAAGAAAGCCUUUAUUUACUAUUUUGUAUUUAUACAUGGUGUCUAUGUAUUUAAAGAGUGACACCUCUGCAGACCCCAGACCACCUACCAAAUGCACACAUGGGGGCCGCGCCCCUGGGGCUGGACUGUCCCGCCAAGUGCACCCACACUCUGGACCUGACUUGAAACAAACUCCCAUCUGUCCUCCCUUCCGGCGGCCCUGCAGCCAGAUGGCUGACAGCCUCGGCUUGGGCACAGGAGGCUCCCAAUGGCGUCACAGGCUGGUUGACAGACAGACUCCCGGUUUCAGAGUGACGUCAACGACCACGUCUUCCAUUUCUCAGAGCCGCCCAGCAGCACCUGUGACUUCGCUUGGCGGCCGAGGGUGCUGCUCGUCUUCUGACUUUGCUUUGAUAGCUGGUGUAAAUACAUCACAUAGGCUCCUCCAAGGGCCUCAGCAACAGGCUUAAUUUUGCGGCAUUUUUGUGGAAUAGUUUGCAAUGUGGUAAAAGUGCAAUAAAACUAGAGCAAAUGUA
Molecule: messenger RNA, 1817 nt
Organism: Leptonychotes weddellii (Weddell seal)
Lineage: Eukaryota; Metazoa; Chordata; Mammalia; Carnivora; Phocidae
Source: RefSeq, a predicted model, not a curated record